CAAAGUUACGCCCACCGUCCCAGGUGUCAUUGCAUGUUAAUUCCAUUCUCAUUUUGAUUUUUUGAACAAAUCUAUUUAUAAGUUUAUCGGCCUUGUAACACUCAAAAAUGUCACUGGAAAGAAUCUUGCAACAUGAAGUCGCGUGUCCUUUUGCAAGAUAUAUAAAUCAUAUAUGGAUACAUUUGUAUAAAUAUACUAGUAAAUAAAAAAUGUUGAAUUUGAUUUAUGUGUGUUCAAAUAAUGUGUAAUGAAUUUUCGCAAGACUUCACAACGAUGCCUAGAGAAAUAGAGGGCCGAAGUUGGGAGUUUGAUGUUCAAAUACGACGUCAUUAACACAUUCGACCUCUUCAAUGAUCGUCAAUUGCAUGCAUGCGAUACACAGUUGCAUCGUGUAAACUAGGCUUGCUCAGCAAACACUGUUCUUGAAGUGAAGCUGAGAGCGAAUCUCUACAGUACAGUAGUAGCAGUUACUGCUGUUGAGUAGUAGCACUCUGUUGGUGGCUCUUUAUGGGUUAGGGUUAGGAUUCGUUAGAAACGCUCUCACCCUUCGGAUUAUGAAAGGUUACUAGUUAAUUGAGCUCUGAAACAGGUGGAAUUUUUUAUCUCAAUAAUGGAAGUUGAGCAGCUAGAAGCUGAAGCAAAAGCUACAGCAGCGAAACAUGUCAUUAACAUGCUUCAGCGUCCUGGACAAUUAGAAAAGGUUGAACAGUAUAAGAGACGUGUUAGUCGGAAAAAGGCAUCUGUUGAAGCUAUGUUGAAAACUGCAAUGCAAAGCCAGCUUGAUGGAGUUCGUGUAGGGUUGAAUCAAUUGCAAUCUGCUCUGCAAGACAUUCGUAGCAUAAAAGAAAAUCUGAAGUGGAUUGAAGAAUCAUUUUCAGUUGUCCCAGAGCUGUACAUGAAAUUACAAGAUGUGAGGGAUGAAAACAUGAGACACUCUCAGUAUGUUACGGCAAUGGAAAAUCUCAAACACAUUUUCACUGUGCCUGAAAGUGUAGAAAAAACAAAACAGUGGAUUAAUGAAGGAAAAUUAUUACACACCCAUCAAAGUUUGACUGACUUGGAAAAUUCUCGAGAUGAUUUGCUCUAUGAACUUCAUAAAUUACCAAAUCAAGCGCUUGCUGACAAGAUAAUGUUGAAAGCAUAUUUUGAAGAUGUUGAACAACUCUCUCAUUUGUUGGAGAAGCAACUACGACUAGUUCUUAGCCGUACCCUCAACACUGUGCGAAAAGAGCCUACUGUUAUUGUGACUGCCCUACGGAUUAUUGAGAGAGAAGAAAAAGCAGACAGUUUUACACUUCAGCGCCAGCGGCAGAGUGGGUUCCUCCCUCCAGGGCGCCCCAAGAAGUGGAGGGCAAUGGCUCUACAGGUUCUGGAGAAAGCUGUGGCACAGAGAAUUGAAGGUACUCAAGUUGAAGAAAGAAUGGAUAAUAAGAUGUGGCUUGUACGUUAUCUAGAAUUGACCCGACAGUUAAUCUUGGAAGAUUUGAGAGUUGUAAAAACAUUGUGUGUACCAUGCUUUCCACCUCAGUAUGAUAUUGUCAAUAAAUAUGUCAACAUGUAUCAUACUUGUUUGUCUCAACAUUUGCAGGAUAUAAUCCAGAAUGGUCUGGAAGGGAAUGAAUAUGUGUCAAUGCUCGCAUGGAUUACCAACACAUAUCCUGGAGCUGAGUUGAUGCAACACCCUGAAUUGAAAGUAGAUGUGUCUGUUAUUGGCCCUUUAUUACCAACUGAACUGGUAGAAGAUCUUCAGCAACGGUAUCUAAAGUAUAUGGAAGGAAAUUAUGUAGAGUGGAUGCAAAAGACUUUGGAGACUGAAAAGGCAGAUUGGGGUAAUGGAGUUCCGCCUGAAGGGGAUGAUCAAGAAGGCUACUACCAUACUUCAGCCCCAAUAAUCAUAUUUCAGAUGAUAGAUCAAAAUCUUCAAGUCACCAAAACUAUCAGUCAAGACUUGACAUUCAAAGCCCUUUUAUUGAGUAUGGAACAAGUUACUCAAUAUGGAAAAAUGUACAGAGAAGCCAUUUUAGAAUUUAAAAUUGGGCACUUUGAAGAUCGUAGUCAGUUGGCUCAACAGAUGAAGCAGCAUUACUGGAGACCAGGUCUUCAUGAUAAUGAAGCGGGAAUGAAAUUUGAAGCUUUACUUAACACUUUCCAGCAUUUGCGAGAUGAAGCAGCCAAAUUUCUCCUAGAGGAAGCAUUUUUGGAUCUUGAACUUCACUUCCAAGACCUUGUAACAAGCAAGUGGUUAGGCAACAAUAUUCCAGUUGACACUAUUUGUGUGACAUUAGAAGAUUAUUUUCAAGAUUACAUUCAUUUACGUCCUCGAAAUUUUGAUUAUGUUAUCACGGAAGCUCAAAACUUAGUUGCAAAAAGAUAUAUUUCAUCAAUGCUUCAGAGAAAACUGUCAUUUAAAACUUAUGAAGAACGACGAGAUGCUGCUGUUAAGAUCAUGAAAGAAGCUGAGCAGAUCAAAGCUGUCUUCAUCCGUAUUGCACCAAAAGUUGCAAAGUUUGAUUCUCCAUUUGAAAUAAUUUUAUCAUUGGCUGAAGUUUUGAAAAGUGAAGAUCCAGAAAUUCUAUCACUUGACUUGCAUGGUAUAGUGGAUAAAUAUCCUGAUGUAACACAAGACCAUUUAACUCAUCUUCUCAGUUUGCGUGGUGAUAUUUCCCGAUCUGAAGCACGAGAAAAGGUUGCAUAUAUUUUAAAGAAUAAUAAAUCUAGACAGCGCCCAACAAUUCCAAAAAGUAUAUUCUCGCUCAUUCCAUAAUUAUUUAGUUAUUGUAAAAUUGAUUAGAGGCAAAGACAUUCCACAUUUUUGUAAAUAAUGUGUUUUGCAUACAACUAUAGAUUACUUAUGCCAGUGGAAAGUAUUUAUAUAUACAUGCAAGCAUGAACUAAAUUGUGUAUUAAAGAUUUCUGUAUAUAGGUGUGUGUGUGUGUGUAGGAGUGCAUUGGUGUACAUAAGAGGUAACUGAAAAUAUUUUGCUUAUUCAGCUCAAAUAACAAUCAAUCAUAAAUAUGUAUAUAUGUCUGAUGGACGCCCUCCUGGCCAUUUGUUUUAAUUUUCUGCUAAUCAUGAAACGAGUGUAUAAAAUUCUUUUGAGAAAAAGCAUAGUACACUUUCCUGUAAUUGCCAUUCAGGAUUCUAAAGAAAGACUUCUUAGCAAUUUGACUUGCAAAGAAUUUGUGGUAUAUGCUCUUGCUCUGGAUGCUCUCUUAUGGAAACAAAUACUUGUUUCACUUACCGACAUUUAAGUAAUGACAAAUGAUAAUUCUCAGAGGACUCUAUAAAUUAUUAUUGGCUUAAAGAUCAACCAUUACUCUUUUGCCAUUUUUCAUUCAGUUAUCAGUGUCAAUUCAUACAAGAUCUUAUAUAUUUAUUUUUUAUUUAUUGAAGUUUAAAAAAAUUUGCAAAUGAAAUGUCAAUUGUUGACAUUUAUUUCAUUCUUGUAAUAGAACCUCAAACAGAAACUCUUCUUUGUGUUUUUCAUGUGUUGUAAAAACAAACUUUUUACUUUCAGCUGUACUGUCACAUGCCUGUACCACAGCUUCUGAACAGGUCAUUAUAACAUUUCACAGGAGUAUAUAUGUUAAUAUCAGUUUAUAAUGAUAUUACGAGUCUAACAGACGUCUUAGAGCUCAAGAAAAUGAACGUUUCUAUUCUAUAAAUAUUUAAAUUGAUGUAUUAUAUGUACCAUGUAAUACCAUUCAUUUUUUGCUCAUUACACAAGAAAAGAACUAUUUGACAUCAGCUUCUAUCUAUUUUAACAACUAUACAAUUUUAUUUUGUUAGUGUUCCUUUUUACUAGUUGGAAUUGUGUGUGUUUUAAAAAAAUAUUUAUUAUAUUGUACUGAAUUGUAUACAUCUAUUUUUUAAAACGUGUACAUAUAUAUAUUAUUCAGAAUGAUUUAUCAGAAACAAUUUCAAGCUUAUAUUAAAGGUAUUGUCA
Gryllus bimaculatus (two-spotted cricket) is the source of this 3947-nucleotide messenger RNA. The record is from the annotation of a GenBank genome assembly. NCBI's taxonomy places the organism in Eukaryota, Metazoa, Arthropoda, Insecta, Orthoptera, Gryllidae.